Molecule: messenger RNA, 1575 nt
Organism: Penicillium crustosum
Lineage: Eukaryota; Fungi; Ascomycota; Eurotiomycetes; Eurotiales; Aspergillaceae
Exons: 3
Coding region: 1-1575 (524 amino acids)
Biological process (GO): carbohydrate transport; transmembrane transport
Cellular component (GO): membrane
Molecular function (GO): carbohydrate:proton symporter activity
Source: RefSeq, a predicted model, not a curated record
AUGGCUGAUCGGAAAGAUGCUGCAGAGGCUGCAGAGGCUACCCACAUCGAAGGGACUACAAACGAGAGUUCGGCCCUGAACCAAAACGCUCUGAAAAUUUUAUGGACGAAUCCUACAAUACUCUUUGCUAGUUUGUUUGCCAACCUGGGUUCAUUUAUGUAUGGUUUUGAUAACACAAUCCUGGCCAUGGCUCUACCAAUGGUUCCCUUUGAAAAGCAGUUUGGUACAUCUUAUUCAACAUCCGCUGGAACAAGCUAUAUCAUUCCGGCACACUGGCAGUCUCUAUGGAAUGCACUCGCUCAGGUAGCCACAGGCCUCGGCUCUUUUUUGGUCGCCUUGAUUUCAGACUCAUACGGAAGGCGGAUGUCAUUUUUCGUUGCAGGAAUUAUAUCCGCUGCCGGAAUUGCUGUUCUCUACGUGUCGGCCCAUCCAGCAGUCUUCUUGGUGGGCAAGAUUAUCAAUGGAGUUGCUUUGGGUAUGGCCAUAGCCGCUGGGCAGACGUACGUGGCAGAGGUCUCGCCAAUGAAAUGUCGAGGAAUUUUACUUUCUAUCUAUAUUUUCUCCUUGUAUCUGGGUUCGUUAAUCGGCUCUAUAAUUGCCAACUCUCGUGUGAACAUAGAGUCUGAUGCAGGCUAUAAAGUAAUGUUCUCAAUCGGGUUCAUCUGGGCCGGUCUCCUAGUUUUGUUUGCUUGGGUCGUUCCAGAGAGUCCGAUUCAUUGGAUCCGCAAAGAGAAAGUCGACAAAGCCCGCAAGGCAUUUCAGCAACUAUAUACUGAACGUGCAGACAUUGCGUCGAUCUUGGAUGAGGCAAUCCAGACAAACAAUGAGGAACAAGAAAUGAGAAGCACCACCAGAGAGGUGGGAUACAUUGACUGCUUCCGGGGUACAAAUUGGCGUAGGACAAGGAUUGUGCUGUACUGCAAUGGUGUUAACCAAUUGCUUGGUUCUACUUUCGCUGGAAAUGGCCCUUAUUUUCUGGUCAACGCAGGCAUGACAUCAAAGAACGCCACAUUGGUAUCUGAGAUUGGUGGAGCCUUGAACUGCGUAUCCAUGCUCGUUGUUUUCUAUUUGUUGACGCAGUUCACUCGCCGGAGCAUUAUUCUAUGGGGUGUCAGUCUUUGUGCGGUCAUGUUCCUCCCUAUGGGUAUCGCGGGCUGCUUUCCGUCCAGCAGCGCCGCACUGUGGACGAUCGGAAUCCUCAUGCAGGCUGUCACUGUGCUUGGAUUUGCGCCGAGUAUUGGGCCUGCAGCAGCUGUUGCAGCUGAAAUCCCCCAAUUACGCUUAAAGUCUAAAUCGCAAUCGAUCGGAUUUUUAUUCAAUUUUCUGUUUUCCACCAUCUGGAACGCCUUCGUCCCAUACCUUUUCAAUGCUGACGAAGCAAAUCUCGGAGGCAAAAUGGGUUUCAUCUUCUUUGCUACGGCUGUGUUUUCCUUUGCGAUUCUUUGGUAUGAGCUUCCCGAAACUAAAGACAUAACCUACAGCCAGCUUGACCAUCUGUUUCAUAAUCGGGUUCCUGCACGCCAAUUCCGGUCUGCUGCCACUGAAAUUGAAGCUUUCAGUAACAACAAAGCUUGA